Molecule: messenger RNA, 2541 nt
Organism: Annulohypoxylon truncatum
Lineage: Eukaryota; Fungi; Ascomycota; Sordariomycetes; Xylariales; Hypoxylaceae
Product: HET-domain-containing protein
Exons: 2
Coding region: 14-2431 (805 amino acids)
Source: RefSeq, a predicted model, not a curated record
CUCCUAAUAGUAUAUGUUUUUUAUAAGUAAUAUAGAUAGGUAUCUACCUAUCUACCUCCUAAGGCACUUAAGCAGGUGUACAUCAUCAUACUAUUUUAGGUCGAACGUCAUCUACCCAACUAUGCAGACGGUCCAGAUGUCUUCCUGCGAUAGCAAUGCAGUCUUGAAGGCGGAUGACGUCGUCUUUGAAGAUGCUGUUCUUGAAACCCCUUGCAACUAUUGCAAACUCCUUGAAUUUGACGAUCUCAGGCAGGGCGGCAGAGUCCAAGUAGCUAAAGAUGGGACUCCAUUCGUUUCCUUCAUUGAAUCCUUUUACGGCCGUCCUAUCCCCAAAUUGGAGUUAGAUCUUGGGUAUUGCAGAGCAGACUUUCUGCCAGACUUACCUGGGCUGGCUGAGACUGCGUCUCAGGGCUGUACGUUUUGCGAGAUAUUGAGGAGGGAUAUAUUAUCUGUUUGGAACAAAAAAAUUCAAGAUUCAUUGAAUCGUGGCGUCGCCGAGAGUGAGAAGAUUGAACGUGCGAGGCUCACCAUCAUAGAUAUAGAAUAUAAGCUCCAAAAAGACAUCACCAUGAAUAGCGGCGAGGAAUUCGAGUCAAGAAGGCCUUGGUUUGAUAUGCUUGUUGUGUACUUCGAGAUAGAUGGAAGUAAAGAUAACAUAUUCUCGUUGCAUUAUAAUUUGCACACGCAGAAUUAUGACCCGUCUGCAAUUUGGCUAAACAUUCGGCGUCGACCAAUUCCUCUUGGGAGCUUUUCAACGACUCGCUUUGAAAGGUUAAAGGAGCUUAUCCACCUCUCUCUCCACGAGCAUCUGCCUCCGACAGACGAUAUAUACUUACCAACACGCCUAAUUGAUGUUGGCACAAGGAUGUCUGAGUAUAUACGGUUAGUUAUUACAGAACAACACCAACCUCUGGUGCAGGCCAAGGACUAUGAUUCUAAAAGAUACGUGGCUUUGAGCUACUGUUGGGGUUCAGGCAAAGAUGCCGAAAGGCAAUUAAAAACAACAAAGGACAUCCUCGAUAACCACGUCCAAGGAAUCAAGGCCGAGAGGUUACCUGGGACUGUAGCGGAUGCUGUUAAGGUGUGUCGAGGGAUCGGGGUCCGAUAUAUCUGGGUAGAUGCUCUCUGCAUUAUUCAAGACGACGAAGAAGACUGGGCAAGGGAAUCAUUCGAGAUGUCCAACAUUUUUGCAAAAAGCUUUCUCUCUCUCUGCAUUCUUCGAGGUGACUCCUGUUCGAGUAGGUUCUUGACCAGACCGGAUUCCCGAACACUGCGGAUCAACUUCCAAUCCAGGCUCGAUAGCUCAGUUUCGGGCAGCUUGGAUCUAAAUAUAUCUCAAUCACCGACACUGGGUCUCAAGCGCUGGCUUUUUCUUGACCAACUCUAUGACUUCUACGACAUAGAUAAGAUAAAUAACGUUGCAGAAAGGGAAAUUGGCGAUGCUACCUGGAACUCGCGAGGAUGGACGUUCCAGGAGGCCCUCCUUUCACCACGCAAAGUCUAUUUCGGCAACUACAUGUUUCACAUGAGUUGUGGGAAGCUGCAGGAGUCAGAGGAUGGAGCCCGAUUUAAAGAUUGGACUUGGGAGAUGUUCCCGUUCCUGGCAAAGAAUAUGGAUUGGAUCAAUCCGUGGUAUAAACUACUCGAUAAUUACUGCAAGAGGCGUUUGUCGUACAGACAAGACACGUUACCAGCUCUAUCCGCAUUAGCAAGGGCUUAUUCGGAUUCGUACCCGGGACAGAAAUACCUAGCUGGAUUGUGGGACUCUGACAUCGAAUGCGGUCUUCUUUGGGUUACUAACGCGUCGCAAGACCCGCAGAGCUACCUCCAGCAGCGCAAAGACGAGUACAUCGCACCUUCCUGGAGCUGGGCAUGCCGCCCAUGUGUACCUUGGUGGCUUGUGAAUGUUUCAUUAAGGCGCUCUUUCACAAGAGAGUUCGAGCUUCGGAAGUCGGAGAUUAUUACACAAGAGGGGAACUCAUAUGGACGUGUGUACGGCGGAUACUUAUUGCUUCACGCCAAAAUACAUCAGCAUCUACUCAACGGCGGUGUAAGACCAAAUAUUUCGUCUCCGUGGGUUGAAGAUAAGUUUGGGUUUGGUCACGUUCUCCAUUCGAAUGGAAAUGAAUACAUCGCGCAUUUACAAUUUGAUCACUUUGAUUGGAGCAUAGACGGAUGCAAGCGAGGUAGAUACGAAUAUCCUGAUUGGCCAGUAGAUCGUCUUUUUAUGGUAUUGCUUUCACGUUGCUAUUCAAAUUCGGAUCCACCGUUCCCACCCGUCGUAGAGGGAUGGUUUGGGAUCUUAGUCAUCAAAGCAGACGACGAGGACGGGUUUGAAAGAGUUGGAAUUUUCCAUUCCAAAGAAUAUAGCUUUUUAGGAGGGAGGGAGCUUUGGGAUGGCAUUGAGCGACAGGAAAUUAAGCUCAUAUAAUAGUUUGAAUGACAACGGCGGGUUGACAUUGACUAGAUAUUGUCUCGACGAACCUUCGAAGCCGGUUACCUAGGUACCGGUAACUAAAUGCUUGCUGCCAACACUCAAGU